AUGGCCCACCCAAUCAUCUUCAACGGCAGUCUCGGCUUAGGCCUCAUGCUAGUCGGCCUCGGUCUCAAUGCAACCCUCCGCCCAAACGACCAUCUCCAACGCCUCGAAUUUCCCAUCCCCACUGAGCCUCUUGCAAAAAAGUUUAGUCUCGCGCUCAUGAAGAUCUGGGGCGUUCGCAACAUCACUGUCGGCGUGCUGGUCUCCAUCAUCUGGACCACGGGAGAUGAGACACUAAUGGCCAAGGCUUUGAGCGCAGCACUGGCUAUGCCGAUCACUGAUGGGUUCGUGAGUCGGAUUAUUAUUGGAGGCGGGGAGACGCAGCAUUGGGUGUUUCCUCCUUUGCUUGUUGUUAUGGCUGCCGGGUUGUUUGGAUUCUUUUGA
Messenger RNA from Fusarium musae, 381 nucleotides. RefSeq lists its product as uncharacterized. The transcript has a single exon. The coding region runs from base 1 to 381 and encodes 126 amino acids. Lineage: Eukaryota; Fungi; Ascomycota; Sordariomycetes; Hypocreales; Nectriaceae. The record is from RefSeq and is a predicted model, not a curated record.